AUGUUCAAAAGAUUCAAUUCAAAGGAAGAUUUUAAAGGAACCACACCUAUCAAGUCCUCUAUUCAACGAGGAAUAAAGUCGAAACUUGUUGAGACCUUUCCUAAACUUGAGCAUGUCAUUGAUGAAUUAAUUCCCAAAAAAUCUCAGCUGACUCAAAUUAAAUGUGAGGAACGUAUCUUCCUGUAUGCUUUGAAUGGAGAAGUAAUUCUUUUCCAACACUUUGAUGGACCGGUGGUACCUUCUCUUCGUCUGAUUCACAAGUGCCCUGAUGGUUUCCCUCAAGUUCGCGUUGACCGCGGCGCUAUCAAGUUUGUUUUGUCUGGUGCCAACAUUAUGAUUCCUGGCCUUACUUCUGCGGGUGGUAACCUUCCAGAAGAUAUCGGUAAAGAUAAAUAUGUAAUCAUUAUGGCUGAGGGAAAAGGUGCCCCAGCUGCAAUUGGUCUCACACAGAUGACUGCUAAAGAAAUGAUUGAGACAAAUAAGGGAAUUGGUAUUGAAAAUGUUCAUCAUUUGGGUGAUAAUUUGUGGAAAACCAUUUUAGAUUGA
This is a messenger RNA of Schizosaccharomyces osmophilus, 546 nucleotides long. It is a transcript of the gene tma20, whose product is annotated as RNA-binding protein Tma20. Gene Ontology annotation, molecular function: RNA binding. The transcript has 6 exons. Gene Ontology annotation, biological process: formation of translation preinitiation complex. Lineage: Eukaryota; Fungi; Ascomycota; Schizosaccharomycetes; Schizosaccharomycetales; Schizosaccharomycetaceae. Bases 1 to 546 code for a protein of 181 amino acids. The record is from RefSeq and is a predicted model, not a curated record.